Molecule: messenger RNA, 1919 nt
Organism: Branchiostoma belcheri (Belcher's lancelet)
Lineage: Eukaryota; Metazoa; Chordata; Leptocardii; Amphioxiformes; Branchiostomatidae
Product: transmembrane protein 236-like
Source: RefSeq, a predicted model, not a curated record
GCAGAGUGGAGACACUCCACACAUUUUUUUAUUCACCUGCCGUGCGCGAAACUUCUCACCUUUGUUUGUCGUCUGACCUGAGAUAGAGUUUGUCAGAUUUGGGGCAAAAAUGGCGGGAAGUCGUUGAAGGUGUCGCGCUGUCGUUUGAUUUUCUGUCAGAAACUGUGCGUUGUGAUUGUGUCGUCUGAUAUUCUGAGGGAAGUUGUGAGAUAUGGCGGGAAAUGCGUGUAAAAGUCGCGACGUCUGUGAAGAGGACAAAUACUGAAGGUCAGUCGGUGAGAUUUAAAGGACGUAUUCUGACGUCUGCGGAACGCCAUCUUGGCCACUGAAACUCUCCUACUUUCGUCAUCACUGAGGCAUUUUCUUUAUCUGCAAGACUGUCGACGAAGUUUCGACUUCAAGUUUCUCAGAAAUAAUUUUCGUUCUGAAUUGCGUCAGACAACUUCUGAGUAGUGACGACCUCAAAGAUUCUAUCCGACUAUCGUCUGCGACGCCAUUUUGGUCACCGAAACUGUCCGCACUUCUUUAAAUUAAAGCACCGUCAAAACCUCUGAGCAUCACGACCAGACGCAUCCUUGGCGAAAAUCUUUUUAUUCUGAUUUACCAAAAACAAGGGUCAAGUGGUGUCUAUAUUGUGAUACGUGCGUAUCUUAAGAGGUUGUUCCUUUUUAAACAUGUAUACACCGAACGGGGGCGCAGCCACCAUUCCAAACGGUAGAGCGUCAAACGCUAGCGAGUUCCGUCCGCAAAGGAUUCGAGUCACCAAGGUCAAGAUCAUAAACUUCCUCCUAGAACUCUGCCAAUGGUCUUCUCUCGCUAUCCCGUGUUUUGUGGCCUCCGAGGGAGUUGCCCGAACGGUGGACAGAAUCCAGGUGGGCAAUACGACGAGUAACGCCGAGGAAGCAAGCAGCAACGACCCGCUACCCUACUACUGGUUGCUUGUUGCCGCGUCCAUUGCUUAUGUGGCUACAGUUACUUUGCUUAUCUACCUGCCUGUGAAAUACUGCUUUAUGUGGAAGAACAGAUUUCUGUUGGAGAAUGCGAAAUGGCUUCCCGCCAUUUUGAUGCACCUGUUGCUGAGUGUAUUACCGUGUAUGGCCCUCAUGCUGGUCGGGAUCGAGUUACAGGCAGCCAACAGCGAAAUCGCGGCCCAGUUUGACACCUACACGCACUUCGCCGUGCCGCUGGUCGUACUCGGCGUUCUCGUCACGAGCUGGGUCGAGAAGGUCCGAAGAUUCCCGAACCUGAGCUCGGCGGGCGCGGAAAUGACCGAAGGGCCGACUAGCCCUCGGUCAAUGGUGAAUCCGGUUUACACCAUCGACGGUGCGGACGGCAGCCAAUCAACGGACGAGCAGUCGCCGCGUGACCCGCCGGGCCCGAGCGCCCCGCACACGCCUGUAUCCAUCCGCCGGAGUUUCCCGAUGUCGUUCUCGUCGUCCCGAAGUUCCCCGAGGCCGCGGCCGAAGCUGACGUCAAACGACGACCGCGCCCGAAUCCUCUCGGCCGAGUUCUUCGCGGUCUACGACGUCCUCGAGCUGCUAUUGGUCACGAACUUUCACGACGUUUGCCGAACGUACUGGAUCUUUCCGAUCUACGUCGUCGCUUUCUUGAGCAUGUUUAAAUCAAUACUUCGCCUCGACCAUAGAUUUCUGCCUAUAGUAUCCAUGGCAACGCACGAAAUACCGUUUUUGAUCCUCCGCAUAGCGUUGCUUGCAAAAUUUGGCAUAGAGAUAAUGAGCGUGGUGUACCUUAAAAAUCUAGCCGUGAUCGCGUUUUACGUUUACUAUAACUUCAUCGUCGUGAUUAUAAAAUCGCGAGCUUUCAACAGAAAUAGAUACUCUUUCCCAAAUCGCGACGACGCGGUUAGUACGACCAGCUUUUCUACCAUUUCGUCGCGACCUGGUUCUACCCUUUAUUAA